CGUUACCUUUCAUGAGAAGGUUUUUAUCUGUAACUCAAAAGUAUCGUCUUCGAGUGUGAAAGUGUGACACGGCCGGUUUUAAUCGGCGAUCUUUCAGGUCUUAGGAUGGUGGCAGACGUGUAUUUCUAGCCGGCGGAAUGCUCCGAGGGUCUUUCGGGUUCCUGCCGCCGGUGCGACCCGGCACCGGGACCAGGGCUCUGCUGAUAAGGGGCAAAGACUCCAGGAUUAUCGGGAGAGUUGGUAGAAAGGAGUAUCACCAUUGGUCAACAGGGCGUGAGAGGCUGCUGCUCCGAGACAUCCAUGGCCUCCAAGGUCGGCGCGGCUUCGCCAUGUUCGUGGCACGAGCAAUCAAGGGCGUGCUCAAACUGCGCUACCUUGUCCUCGGAGGUGCGGUCGGAGGAGGCGUCAGCCUCCAUAAUAGGUACAAGGAGUGGGUAGAUUCACUUCCGGACAUGUCGUGGGCGGCAAAGUACAUGCCUUCGAAGGAGAGCAUGGACAUGGUCCACAACAGCAUGACGAGCCUAUCGGAAAAGGUGAAAAAUGUUGAAUUGGAUCCAAGACUGGUUAAAGUAGGGGAGGAAAAUUGGAGUAGAAUACAGGAUUGGUUAAACCGUAAAUUAGAGGAGGCAUACGCCGCAGCGGAUGAGCGAGAACGGGCAAUUCUCUGUUCAGGAGCGAGGUUAAAAAGUGAAAGCGCCAUUAAGGAAACGGUUCACAAAAUUUAUGAAGAGGCUGACAAGAAGGUGAAGGUGAACGCUAUUACAUUCAGCGCAUCGUCUGAUAAGCGAGAAGAGCCGAGAGAGCCGGUUAAAGAAAAAAUAAGAAGGUUCCUAUCGCGAGAUUAUCAUAGAAAAAACCCAUAUGAAAUUGUCCAACAAGACAGCCCGGAGAAAAGGGUCGAGAGGCUAAAGCAGGAGUUGAUUGAGGUACAGUUGAAGUACCAGAAGGAAAUAGAAAAACUCGAAAAGGACAACAAGGAGCUUAAGAAGCAGAUACUGCUCAAUAAGUCAUCCAAGGUGUCCAGGAAACAGAUCAAGAAAUCGCUCAUUGACAUGUACUCCGAGGUACUCGACGAGCUUUCGGAUUACGACGCCAACUACUCAGCUCAGGACCACCUGCCGCGUGUCGUUGUAGUCGGCGAUCAGAGCUCGGGCAAGACGUCUGUCCUCGAGAUGAUUGCCAAAGCCCGUAUCUUUCCCAGGGGCGCUGGAGAGAUGAUGACACGUGCGCCAGUCAAGGUGACGCUUAGCGAAGGGCCUUACCACAUUGCUCAGUUCAAGGAUAGCGACAGGGAGUUUGACCUGACGAAGGAAGAUGACCUGGCCAAGCUGAGGACCGAGGUUGAACUCAGGAUGAAAAGAAGCCUUUCAAAAGGUAAAUCCGUGAGCCAAGAAGUGAUCGCAAUGACAGUCAAAGGGCCUGGCAUACAAAGGAUGGUUCUCGUCGAUCUCCCUGGCAUUAUAUCCACUGUGACAAAAGAUAUGGCAAAAGAUACGAGGGAGUCUAUAAGGGAAAUGAUCAAGAACCACAUGUCGAACCCAAACUCGAUCGUACUCUGUAUACAGGACGGUAGCGUUGACGCUGAACGGUCCAACAUCACAGACCUUGUCGCUCAGAUCGACCCAGCUGGGAAGAGAACGAUAUUCGUACUCACGAAGGUUGACAUGGCCGAGGAGAACCUCGCGAAUCCCCUUCGAAUCCAGAAAAUACUCUCGGGCAGGCUCUUCCCGAUGAAAGCGCUUGGUUACUUUGCUGUCGUGACGGGCCGAGGACGGCAGGAUGACUCCAUCGCCCAGAUACAGGAGUACGAGGAACAGUUUUUCCGCAAUUCAAAACUUUUCAGGUCGAGCUCACUUUCGUCACACCAGCUCACGACAAGGAAUCUCAGUUUCGCCGUAUCGGAAUGCUUCUGGAAGAUGGUUCGGGAGACAGUCGAACAGCAAGCGGAUCUGUUCAAGGCCGAGCGGUUCAACCUGGAGACCGAGUGGAAAAAUACUUUCCCAAGCUUGAGAGAGUUAGACAGGGACGAGUUGUUUGACAAGGCGAGGGGCGACAUACUCGACGAGGUCGUCAACCUGAGUCAGGUCUCGGCGAAGGAAUGGGACAUACUGCUCGCCGAGAAAAUGUGGGACAAGGUCGCGGCAUAUGUUGUUGACAACAUCUACCUGCCAGCCGCCCAGGCGCAGAAUCCAAAGGCGUUCAAUACGGUUGUGGAUAUUCGCUUAAAGGAAUGGGCAGAGCGUAAAUUGGCUGAGCUUUCGAUUGAAGCUGGCCAGGACGCUCUUAGGCACGAGUUUGUCCAGCUGAUGGAAUCGUCUAUGAAGAGCAAAUCAUCUGAUCAUCUGUUUGACGCACUUAAACGCGCUGCGCUCGAAGAAGCACUCAAACGCCACAAAUGGGAAGACAAGGGUAAUGAGAUGUUGAGGAUGAUCCAGUUGAACACGUUAGAAGACCGUUGUGUCAAUGACAAGCAACAAUGGGACUCUGCGAUCCUCCUCCUCGAGAAGUGUCUCAAAGAUAAGCUCGCCGAGAAUGAAUCGGUGCAGAAAGAGACAUUCGGACCCGGUACCACUGAAAGGUGGCUCCACUGGAAGAGCACCACAGAAGCCCAGAGGAAGCGCAGCUCAGCCAAGAACGAAAUUGAAAAGAUCCUCUACUCGGAUCCCGAUCAUGGGCCAGAUAUGACUGAGGACGAAUUGACGACCAUAAAGAAGAACCUAGAACGCCUCGGUGUUAGGGAUCCAACGAAGGAGAUGAUACUGGAAGCGUGGCCAUCCAUAUACCUGCGCCACUUCCUCCAUAAGAUGAUGAGGAAGGUGUACAGCUGCCGCAAGGGAUUCUACCUUUACCAUCAUAACAAGGAGGAGCUCGAAUGUCAGGACGUCGUACUGUUCUGGAGGAUGGAGCAGAUGCUCAAAGUGACCGCGAACGCUCUGCGACAGCAGGUCAUGAACCGCGAAGCGCGCCGUUUGGACAAGAUAAUAAAAGAAGUUCUUGAGGACUUCAGUGAGGACAGGGAUUUGAAAGUGAAGCUAUUGACCGGUCGGAGGGUCACUCUUGCCGAGGAGCUCAAACGAGUACGCCAGAUCCAAGAGAAGCUUGAAGAAUUCAUUCAAGCACUGAACAAAGAAAAGUAGUGAUUUUUUAUGUUGUUAUUUUUUCCCCCUUCACUUUUUAUUAUUUUUAUGUACUUAUAAUUUUUUGAUUUAUCGUUUUAGAUGUAAAAUGUUUUCCCCCUUUCCGAACUCCCCUGAUUUAUUUUGUAAAUAUUGUACCUUUAUUAAGUGAAAAACAAAAAAAAUUAAGGUAAUAUUUUAUAUUUGUUAUUUUUAGUUCUUAAAUGGGGUGUCUUGAUGCACUUUGCCAUUAAAAUAUAAAUUAACAAAUAAAAUAAAACCAGCAAAAUCAAAUUCAAUUGAAUAAAAUCACAAUUUGAUCAUAACUAAUUAAUUAUAAUGUAGUGUAUAAUUGUUUGCAAAAA
Messenger RNA from Cimex lectularius (bed bug), 3481 nucleotides. RefSeq names its product dynamin-like 120 kDa protein, mitochondrial (gene Opa1). The transcript is spliced from 21 exons. The coding region runs from base 138 to 3137 and encodes 999 amino acids. The record is from RefSeq and is a predicted model, not a curated record. Gene Ontology annotation, biological process: mitochondrial fusion. NCBI's taxonomy places the organism in Eukaryota, Metazoa, Arthropoda, Insecta, Hemiptera, Cimicidae. Gene Ontology annotation, molecular function: GTP binding; microtubule binding; GTPase activity. Gene Ontology annotation, cellular component: cytoplasm; mitochondrial membrane; microtubule.